AUGCACUUGAAAGUACACAUAUCGAAGAUACGUUUAAAAGAAUUACACCAAAAGAAACUACGAUUCAAACUGGCCAAAAUCCGAGAGGAGCAGAUGAAGGAAGUUGGAAAAGUUGGUUCGCACGAAAAGGCUAUAGUUAAGAAAUGCCCACUAUCUGAUGAUGAGGAUGAGUUGGAAAAACAGAUGCAAAAGAAAAUCGAUCUUGAUGAACUUGAAUCGCCUGAUUUAGAUGAUGAGCAGAAAGAAAUGCGUUGGAGACAACUCUCUCAUGAACAGCUUGAAACUGCGACGUUAGAACUUUAUAGUCGGGGCGGUUAUAGUCCAUCUUAUGGCGACAUCAAUGACACAAUGCCAGGAAUCGAGGUUUUGGACGAGGAAAGUGAUAUGAAAGAUUUAUUAAAACGAAGACAAGAAAAUCGGAAGAAACCGGCUGGUUUAACGGUUGGCCUUACUUUUUUUAUAAUGUAUACAAUCGCAUUGUUGUAUUUCAGUCAAUUUAAUCAGUUUCUGCAUGUUUUUCAGUCCCAUUUAUGGUCGGACAAAUAUCGACCUCGCAAGCCGACAUAUUUGAAUCGCGUCCAGACAGGAUUUGAUUGGAAUAAAUAUAAUCAGACGCAUUAUGACAUGGAUAAUCCGCCUCCAAAAAUCGUUCAAGGGUAUAAAUUCAAUAUUUUCUAUCCGGAUUUGCUGGAUGCAUCGCAGACUCCUUCGUUUACCGUCACACCGUGCGAUGAUCCAGAUUUUGCCGUUAUACGGUUUAAGGCAGGUCCUCCGUAUGAAGAUAUUGCGUUCAAGUGCGUGAAUCGUGAAUGGGAAGUCAGCCAUAAACACGGUUAUAAGUGCCAGUUCCAGAAUGGUGUAUUUCAGUUGUGGUUUGUGUUUAAACGGUAUCGUUACCGGCGGUAG
Messenger RNA from Angiostrongylus costaricensis, 906 nucleotides. The record is from the annotation of a GenBank genome assembly. NCBI's taxonomy places the organism in Eukaryota, Metazoa, Nematoda, Chromadorea, Rhabditida, Metastrongylidae.